Molecule: messenger RNA, 1829 nt
Organism: Glycine soja
Lineage: Eukaryota; Viridiplantae; Streptophyta; Magnoliopsida; Fabales; Fabaceae
Exons: 6
Coding region: 389-1699 (436 amino acids)
Biological process (GO): fluoride transmembrane transport
Cellular component (GO): membrane
Molecular function (GO): fluoride transmembrane transporter activity
Source: RefSeq, a predicted model, not a curated record
AUUCACAACCAUUGAAUUCGUAUCUCUGGAUUAUUUAUAGUAUCUCUUUUUCUUGGGGGUGGUUUUUUCCUUACGUAUAUCCUCGUAAUCCAUAAGUCAUCGCUUGUGUGGGAAAACUGCCUUCUAUUCAUGUGCAUCAUCCUGUAUUAAAUAUAUAACGUGUUCGUUUCAUUUUCUUGAUGUUAGGGGUGGAAAUUUUUUAUUUUUCAUGUGCUAUUUCAUGUACAGUAUUGUUGUAUUGGGAUGCGAAUUAUAAUAGUACUAAUUGUUAUUAAAAACCCUAAACAUAAUAAAAUGGGCUAAGUAGCAAAUUGUUUCAGUAGUCAUGUUUUUUGUACUAAUUUUAUUUGUUUUCAACUCAGUUUAAGGUGGUUGUGUUAUUGUUCACAUGGAGAAAAUAAACAGUGGGGGUUCUUCCAUCAGAAGGCGUUCAUUGAGCAUAUCAAGUCACAUAAGCCAUCAUACAGACAAUGAUGAUGAUGCUGAAUGUGAGAGUGUUUCAGAGGCUGGAGACAUUGGAGAUCGUGUUACUAUUCGAAGCUGCAGCUUCCGCUUGUCUUUUGACAACAGGUCAGAAAAUGAAGCUGUUGUUGUUUCCAAUUCAGAGGAACACAGAUUGCAUCCCAACUCUGUUAGGCCUUUGCCUCCUGCACUCACAUCUGAAGACACCAAACAUGAUCCUAAUAAACGUUUGCCAGUGUUGCUGGACUAUGCUUCAUUUAUGUUUCCUUUAGCAGUUUUUGGAAUUCUUGGGGUCUUCACAAGAUAUUUGCUGCAGAAGUUAUUUGGCCCUGGGGUUGCCCAUGUGACAAGCGACCAAAGUAUUCUUUAUGUUGAUCUUCCUUCUAAUAUGAUUGGUUCAUUUCUUAUGGGAUGGUUUGGGGUGGUAUUCAAAGGAGACAUAAUUAAUGUGUCAGAGCAUCUAGCUGUAGCAAUAACAACUGGUUACUUAGGGAGCCUCACAACCUUCAGUGGUUGGAAUCAAAAAAUGCUAGAACUCAGUGUUUCCGGGCAUUGGCUCUUCGCUUCACUUGGCUUUCUAGUAGGUAUAUUUCUCGUUGGCUAUUCCAUCAUAUUUGGGAUUGAAACUGCCAAGAGUUUCAGGGGGUUUCUCAACAGGCUGAAUAUUAGUUCAGGCAAAGAAGGCUCUAAGAUCUUUAUCAACUGCAAAGUAGACAGCUACCGCUGUCAGUUGAUAGUUAUGGCGAUAUCCGUGGUUGCGUUGGGCAUAUUAUGGGGUGUCAGUGGUGCAUUAGUUAAGGCUGAGUUCAAGAAUGGUGGCAAUGUUGCUCAGUUAUGGUUUGCUUGCAUGGUUGGACCUAUAGGUGUGUGGAUUAGAUGGUUCUUAGCCAGGCUCAACGGACGUGGAUUGGGAAAGGCAGGGUUGUUUAAAUGGAUUCCAUUUGGAACCUUAAUUGCCAAUGUAUCAGCUGCUUGUAUUAUGGCUGCACUUUCUACUGUGAAGAAUGCAGUAAACACCAGGGAUUGUGAUACUGCUGUAGCGGGAAUACAAUUUGGUCUGAUGGGGUGUCUGAGUACUGUCUCUACAUUCGCUGCAGAGUUUAAUGCGAUGAGAGAAAGCAGUCGCCCUAUGAGAGCAUAUGCAUAUGCUAUCAUUACAGUUUUUUUGUCAUUCUCUUUAGGAAUCUUGAUAUACUGCAUACCUGUUUGGACAAAGGGGUUAGAUAUUGACACAUAGCAAUUGAGUAAGGCAAUCAUGUUUUUUGGGCACUUUAUUGGUUGAAACAUAGCUGUUUCAGGACAACCUCCCUCCUGAUUUUAACGAUAACGAAUUGUUUUUCCAGAGAAGUAGAGAAAUGUAUCUAGUA